Messenger RNA from Mesitornis unicolor (brown roatelo), 519 nucleotides. RefSeq names its product sericin-1-like. Lineage: Eukaryota; Metazoa; Chordata; Aves; Mesitornithiformes; Mesitornithidae. The transcript has a single exon. Gene Ontology annotation, cellular component: intermediate filament. The record is from RefSeq and is a predicted model, not a curated record. Bases 1 to 519 code for a protein of 172 amino acids. Gene Ontology annotation, molecular function: structural constituent of cytoskeleton.
AUGUACAGCAGCGUCAGCUCCCGGUGCCUGCCCCAGUGUGAGGUGACGUGCCCACAGCCGUGUGUCUAUGGAAAAAGCCUUGGGCCCUGUGUUGCAACCUGUGGAGACUCCACAGCCGUGGUGUAUGCCCCACCGGUCCUCCUCACCUUCCCAGGCGCCAUCCUCCAAAGCUGCCCUCAGGAAAGCAUUGUGGGAGCAUCGUUUCCCCAGCAAUAUGGUGCUUUGACCUCUGGAAGCUCCUCAGAUAUGUUGGGCUCCUAUGGUUCUGGGGGCUCCUCAGGGAUGGGGGGCUCCUCUGGGUCUGGGAGCUCCUUUGGCUAUGGGGGCUCCUCAGGGAUGGGAGGUUCCUCUGGGUCUGGGAGCUCCUUUGGCUAUGGGGGCUCCUCAGGGAUGAGAGGUUCCUCUGGGUCUGGGCGUUACUCUGGGUACAGAGGUUCCUCAGGUUUGGGAGGCUGUUACACGAGGCGGACCUACAGAAGCAGCAGUGGAUCCAGCCGUGGAAACUGUGGCUCAUAUUAA